Messenger RNA from Vanrija pseudolonga, 1778 nucleotides. RefSeq names its product E3 ubiquitin-protein ligase itt1 (gene itt1). Gene Ontology annotation, biological process: ubiquitin-dependent protein catabolic process; protein polyubiquitination; positive regulation of proteasomal ubiquitin-dependent protein catabolic process. Gene Ontology annotation, cellular component: cytoplasm; ubiquitin ligase complex. Gene Ontology annotation, molecular function: zinc ion binding; ubiquitin protein ligase activity; ubiquitin conjugating enzyme binding. Bases 78 to 1679 code for a protein of 533 amino acids. The record is from RefSeq and is a predicted model, not a curated record. The transcript has 5 exons. NCBI's taxonomy places the organism in Eukaryota, Fungi, Basidiomycota, Tremellomycetes, Trichosporonales, Trichosporonaceae.
CUUUUGCGCUCACUUCACUUGCAUCUACAUCAUCACCCUCGGAACGCGGUAGAAAGUCGAUUCGGCGUCGACGCAUCAUGUCGGGUGACGGCGAGGAGCUGCCCGACGAGCUCUACGCUCUCCAAGAUGACGAGAUUGCCGCGCUGUCGUCUAUCUACCCCGGCCUUGUGAACAUUGACAGCGUCGACUCCAGCACAGGAAGCCACACCGUCACGUUAUCUAUCCCCGUCGACCUUCCUGCGGCGACGCCUACGGUCCUGACAUCGGCUGUAUCCAACCCGGCCUCGACGAGCACCGCCGCGAGCCUGGAGCUCGCGCACCUGCCCGCGUUAUCAGCCCGCGUCGUCUUACCGCCAGGAUACCCCUCCACCAAGCCCCCACGUGUCGUCUCCCUCCGGGCUAAGAUCCCAAAGCACGACGGACCUGGCGGCUGGCUCAGCAAUCGCAUGCUGAGCAAGGUCCAGGAACGGUUAGCGGCCAUAUGGACCAGUGAGCGCGACGCAGCUGGAGAGGGACUUGGGGUUCUGUGGACGUGGUUUGACUGGGUCACGUCCUCCGAGUUUCUCACCGACUUGGGCCUCUUGAGCAGCGGCUUGUUAAGUUUACCCACACCACCGACAUUGACCACGUCCACAUACCAUCUCCUGCUCAAGAGCAACGAUGCGGCAACCUCACGGGUCGACUUCGAGGGUGCUGCCCACCCAUGCGCGAUCUGUUUCGGGGACAGGAAGGGGCGCAGCUGCGUCCAGUUACCUGUAUGCGGCUGCGUCUUCUGUCACUCUUGCCUCCAUGGGUUCUGGGCGCUGGCUAUUCAAGAGGGCACGUUAACCAACGUCGCCUGCCCCAGUGUCGACUGCGUCAAGGCUCGAGCCGCUCGGCCCGUCGAACAUGCUGCCGCAGUGUUUGAUGACAACAGGAGUGAUGGAAUCACUGCCGCUGUGGUUGAGUCGGUUGUCGGCUCCGAGCUGGUGAAGCGAUGGCACACUCUGAGUGCCAAGCGCUUAAUCGAGACAGACCCUCUGUACACCUUCUGCCCUCACGAGAAGUGUCAAGCUCCAGUUCCACCUCCUUCGGAUACAGCGACACACGAUCUGGCGCAGUCGGCACAGGGCGCGCACAAGGUCAUUCGGCUCGACAUUGGCAAAUGUGAUGUUCCCUCCUCCAAGUCGUCACAUGACGACGCUAUCUCUGUUGCCUCUCGGUGGGACAACUUCCGCCAGUGCCCACGAUGCGAGAUGGUGUUCUGCAUCAUGUGCCGCUCUACCUGGCAUGGUGUCACCACUGGCUGCAGCAUCAAGGAUGCUGAGCAGGCUGUCCGCGAGUACCUGGACGCCGACGAGGAGGGACGUGAGGCCAUCCGCCAGCGCCUAGGACCUCGAAAUACCGACGCACUCAUGGCGCUUGUCCGCGAUCAUGAAUUACAUCAACUUCUGCAAGAGUGGGCAAAAGCCAACGCGACGGCCUGCCCGGGCUGCAAGUCCAUCAUCGAGAAGAGCGAGGGCUGCAACCAUAUGACGUGCCACCAGUGCCGGACCCACUUCUGCUACCGAUGCGGCGUGGCGAUCUCUGCGACCCACCCUUAUGACCACUUCAACCAGCGACACACACCGUGUUACAACAAGCUGUUCGACGUGGUCUUUGAAGACUUUUGGGUGCCCUUCGAAGGGGAGGUCGAGUAGGCAUCGACAUCACUUAUCACUGUUUCCUUCUAGCGCUGGAUCCAGCCAUCUGUCUCGCCACCCUGUACAAUCACCCUGCAUGUAAGGUGUUACCAAUGU